AAAAAUCCUGAUGCAGAAGGCAAUGGGAAACCACUGGGCUGAUUUCCCACGAGAUUCAUGAGCAGGUCGUCGCAGGAUCCAACUGAUGACCACGACCACUCUGUCAAGAGUGUACGAAUAGGCAGAUAUAUAAGUUUAUCUACUUGAUCGAAAACCAUAUUACCUACCUACUAAAUUUGUCUUAUCGGAUUCUGAUAUUUUGUUACAUCAUCGAGUAAGCGCUUCAUAGCUCGACUAUAAUUUCAACAUUUUGUGAUUGGCAGUUGUCCAGUGCAGUCAUGUCAACAGUCGGUAAAGUGAUUAAGUGCUUGGCCGCAGUCGCGUGGGAAGCAGGCAAGCCGCUGUCCAUCGAGGAGAUUGAAGUGGACCCGCCAAAAGCCGGUGAAGUGCGCGUUAAGAUCACGGCCACCGGAGUCUGCCAUACUGACGCGUAUACACUCUCCGGAAAAGAUCCUGAGGGAGUGUUUCCUGUAGUACUGGGACAUGAAGGCGGCGGAAUCGUGGAGAGUGUCGGUGAGGGAGUCACUUCAGUCAAGCCCGGGGACCACGUAGUACCUCUGUACGUCCCACAGUGCAACACAUGUAAAUUCUGCUUGAAUCCGAAAACUAAUUUGUGCCAGAAGGUUCGUUCUACUCAAGGUCAAGGUGUGAUGCCAGAUGGCACUAGGCGAUUCCGCUGUAAAGGACAGGAACUCUACCAUUUCAUGGGUUGUUCAACAUUCAGUCAGUACACAGUUGUUCUAGAAAUUUCUCUCUGUAAAGUUGCAGAGGCUGCUCCAUUAGAUAAAGUUUGUUUGCUGGGAUGCGGUGUACCUACAGGUUAUGGAGCCGCCUUGAAUACUGCCAAAGUUGAACCAGGAUCAAAUUGCGCUAUUUUUGGUCUUGGUGCUGUUGGUUUAGCUGUUGCUCUUGGAUGCAAAGCGGCAGGUGCCAAUCGCAUUAUUGGUGUUGACAUCAACCCUGACAAGUUUGAGGUAGCUAAGAAAUUUGGAGUCAAUGAAUUUGUCAACCCUAAGGAUUAUGAUAAACCAAUUCAACAAGUACUGGUGGAUUUGACUGAUGGUGGUCUAGAAUACACUUUUGAAUGUAUUGGAAAUGUAGGCACCAUGAGAGCUGCACUAGAAGCUUGCCAUAAGGGAUGGGGUGUGUCAGUGAUCAUUGGUGUAGCUGCUGCUGGAGAAGAGAUCAGCACUCGUCCAUUCCAACUUGUUACAGGUCGCACCUGGAAGGGAACAGCUUUUGGAGGUUACAAAAGUAGAGAAAGUGUACCAAAGCUUGUAGAUGAGUACUUGGAGAAGAAGCUGCCUUUAGACGAAUUUGUCACUCACAAUGUGCCGCUGAAGGAGAUCAAUGAGGCAUUCCAUUUGAUGCAUGCUGGAAAAUCUAUCCGUGCAGUAGUUGACAUGUAAUUUCUAAGGAAAAAUAUUUAUACUAUUUUUGUACACUUGUUAAACCUUUUUUCUUCAGCAUUUACUACAAGUAUAAUUAAGAUACACAACAUGCAUUUUGUUUACACAAUAAAAAAAUAACAGAACUGAAA
Messenger RNA from Bombyx mori (domestic silkworm), 1540 nucleotides. It is a transcript of the gene Fdh, whose product is annotated as alcohol dehydrogenase. Gene Ontology annotation, cellular component: cytosol. Gene Ontology annotation, biological process: formaldehyde catabolic process. Bases 279 to 1409 code for a protein of 376 amino acids. The record is from RefSeq and is marked provisional. The transcript is spliced from 3 exons. Gene Ontology annotation, molecular function: zinc ion binding; S-(hydroxymethyl)glutathione dehydrogenase [NAD(P)+] activity. NCBI's taxonomy places the organism in Eukaryota, Metazoa, Arthropoda, Insecta, Lepidoptera, Bombycidae.